UUGUAGUGGUCAUAGUCGGUGUGUAAACACGGCGCCUGUACACAAGCGGUAUUCUCGCGCAUGACCUUGGCCGGCGCGCAUGCGCGGUGUCGCGGCCUGCCGACCCAUCCAGCCACACAUCGGCAGCUCUCGGCGCCACAGUCCGCGAUAGCGCUCCGCGGCGGUAGCGUCUCUCACCGCGAGUGCGGAACAACGCGGCCGCGUGAUAACACAGAAAACCUCACCUAAAUCAAAUAAACACUAUUCCUGUGUGUAGGGCGACGUUGACAAUUGUUAUUGUGUGUGUCGUGGCCCCGGCAGCGCGGAAUCUACACAGUCGUAAGGGUGUCAAGAAUGUCUGCAUGAACAUUUGAGUGGAGUCUUGGAGCGGUGUUGACAAGCGAGCACCAUGACCAAGAAAUUCGAGUUCAACUGGCAGAUCCCCGUCCCUGAUCUCCUUCUUCAGGGCGCGACCUUCGAUCGGUGGACAGAAGAGAAGGACAACACAGAAUUGGAACAGAACUGCUUGUUCAAGGUCGACGAGUAUGGCUUCUUCAUAUACUGGAAGAGCGAAGGCAGGGAUGGUGACGUCAUCGAGCUCUGUCAAGUCAGUGACGUCAGAUCCGGCGGAGUGCCAAAGGAUUCAAAAUUAAAUAUGAACUUAGUGAACAAACACGGAGAAAACUUAGAAGAGAAAUCGUUGACAAUAUGCAGCGGUACGGACUACAUCAACAUAAACUACCAACACGUGGUCUGCCCUGAUGCAGCGACUGCCAAGGUAUGGUUGCAAGGCCUGAGGCAGAUCACCCACAAUGUCAAAGCGAACAACGUUUGCCCGAUGACUUGUCUAAAGAAGCAUUGGAUGCGCCUCUGCUUCCUAACAGACCCACGAGGGAAGGUUCCAGUCAAGGUGGUCGCCAGGACCUUCGCAUCAGGCAAGACUGAGAAGCUGGUGUACCAAUGUCUAUCAGAACUUGGUCUCCCAUCAGGAAAGAAUGAAGCGAUGGAGAAGGAAGCGUUCACCUUUGACAAGUUUUAUGCUUUAUAUCAUAAAAUCUGUCCUAGGAAUGAUAUUGAGGAACUGUUCAGGUCUAUCACUCAAGGCAAGUCAGACCGUAUCAACUUGGAGCAGUUCGUGAACUUCCUCAAUGAGAAGCAGCGCGACCCUCGGCUGAACGAGAUCCUCUACCCUCUGUACGAUGAGAAGCGAGCUGCUGAGAUUAUCAACACGUACGAACAGUGCGAUGAGGCGAAGAAUGAUAAAUGCCUCACAAAAGACGGGCUGAUCCGCUACCUGAUGUCUGACGAGAACGCGCCGGUGUUCCUGGACAGGCUGGACAACUACAUGGACAUGGACCAGCCACUCGCCCACUACUACAUCAACUCCUCACACAACACCUACCUGUCCGGCAGGCAGUUCGGCGGCAAGAGCUCCGUGGAGAUGUACCGGCAGGUCCUGUUGGCUGGAUGCAGGUGCGUAGAACUCGACUGCUGGGACGGCAAAGGGGAAGAUGAGGAGCCAAUCAUCACCCACGGCAUGGCCAUGUGCACAGACAUUCUCUUCAAAGACGUGAUCUACGCGCUGAGGGACACUGCCUUCGUGACCUCAGACUACCCAGUGAUCCUAUCCUUUGAAAACCAUUGCUGCAAAGCCCAGCAGUACAAGCUGGCGAAGUACUGCGAUGAGAUCCUCGGAGAUCUGCUGUUGAAAGAAGCUUUGCCGGAGCAUCCUUUGGAGCCUGGAGUACCUCUACCACCACCAUCGGCUCUAAAGCGUAAAAUCCUGAUCAAGAACAAGCGCCUCAAGCCUGAAGUGGAGAAGCAGGAGUUGGAGCUGUUCCGACAAGGACAGUUCGUCAUUGAAGACGAGGAGAAGGAAGACGCUUCUGCUGUUGCUAUUCCGGAUAAGAAGCCUGAAGAAAUAGUAGCUGAGGCAGCAUCAGCAGGCGACGACGCCCCCCCUCCAGUGGCGUACACGGGGUCUACCACCAACGUGCACCCCUGGCUGUCCUCCAUGGUCAACUACGCGCAGCCCAUCAAGUUCCAGGGCUUCGAGGAGGCUGACAAGAAGAACAUCUACCACAACAUGUCCUCGUUCGCGGAGACCACCGGCAUGAACUACCUGAAGACGCAGGCUAUCGACUUCGUGAACUACAACAAGCGGCAGAUGUCCCGGAUCUACCCCAAGGGUACCAGGGCUGACUCUUCUAACUACAUGCCUCAGGUGUUCUGGAACGCCGGCUGUCAAAUGGUCUCCCUGAACUUCCAAACGUCAGACCUGCCGAUGCAGCUGAACCAGGGCAAGUUCGAGUACAAUGGCAACUGCGGCUACCUUCUCAAACCUGACUUCAUGCGCCGAGCCGACCGGAGCUUCGAUCCCUUCGCUGAUGCCCCUGUAGAUGGCGUGAUUGCAGCUCAGUGCUCCGUGCAGGUCAUCGCCGGCCAGUUCUUGUCAGACAAGAAGAUCGGUACCUACGUGGAGGUGGACAUGUACGGUCUACCAUCAGACACCAUCCGCAAGGAGUUCAGGACCCGCAUGGUGCCCGCCAAUGGACUGAACCCCGUCUAUAAUGAGGAGCCUUUCUUGUUCCGAAAGGUUGUACUACCAGACUUGGCAGUCCUUCGUUUCGGAGUGUACGACGAGAACAGCAAGCUGCUGGGCCAGCGCAUCCUGCCGCUGGACGGGCUCCAGGCCGGCUACCGGCACAUCUCGCUCAGGACCGAGGCCAACUUCCCCAUGUCACUGCCCAUGCUGUUCUGUAAUAUCGAGCUGAAGAUCUACGUGCCUGAUGGGUUUGAAGAUUUCAUGGCGGCUCUAUCGGACCCCCGAGCGUUCAUGGGCGCUGCUAAGGAGAGGAACGACAAAGUCAAGCAGCUCGGCAUCGAGGAGACUGGCCCGGAGAAGAAAGUGCAGAUCGAGGAGAAGAAAGAAGAACCUCCUCUAGUCUUCGAGCCGAUCACAGUGGAGUCCCUUCGCCAGGAGAAGGGUUUCCUCAAGACUGGUAGGAAGCAGCAGAAGGAGCUGGAAGCCAUGAGGAAGCGCCAUGCCAAGGAGAAGAUGGCACUGCAGAAGACACAGUGCUCUGCGCUGGAGAAGAUGAUCAAGGGAAAGAAUAAGGACCAGCUAAGCAAUGAUGCUUCCUUCCGCAAGCUGGUGAACGAGCAGGCCACGGCUUGGAGCGAGCUGGUGGCCAAGCACAGGGUCGAGGAGUGGACCAGUGCUCGCAGCCGGCUCAACGAGCAACGUGACCUGCUGAAGAAGAUGAUGGAAGCCACACAGCUGGCACAGAUGAAACAACUGGAGGGAAAACAUGAGAGGGAGCUGAAAGAGAUGAACGCCCGCCAAGCCAAGAUUAGCAUGGAGACCAGCAAGGAGGUCGCCAACGACAAGACCUUGAAGACCAAACAGGAGAAGGACCGACGGCUCAGGGAGAAGAAACAGAACAACACCAAGAAGUUCUUGGAUGAGAGGAAGACUCAAACCAUCAAGCAGAACCGUGAGAAGGAAAAGCUGAAGGUGACCCAUGACAAGCAGAUGGAAGAGCUCUCCAAGGAUAUUGAUAACCUGAUCGAGAUGUACAAGAUGGAGGAGUCUGAGUUCGACAUGACAACAAAAACGGAGUUCUUUGCAUGAAAGUACCCUGACAUAGCUCCACUGCUGGAGCGAAUGACUUGAAAAGUGAGUGAAUAAACUAAGUGAUCUCUCUAGUAUAAACAAAACUAUUAAAUUCAACAUUUUAAAACUAGAAUUGGUAGUUAAAAAUAUAUUUAAGAGUUUUAAACAUUAUUUUUAAUUGUUUAUUAUUAAAAAAAUCAUGUUUGAUGUUUAAAUUUUAAAUUGUAUCUAAUUCUAAGAUUGUUUUGAUGGCACGCUUGGCGGGAAAGCAAGAUUGUCAAUGUGUAGAAAGAUUUAAAUUAAGAAUGAGACAACACAAGCGUGCCAUUUAAAAAAAAAUAAGAUUAUUAAAUUCUUUAAUUCUUGAAUUUAUCAUUAAAAUUAUUUAUCGAUUUAUUUAUGGUAUGUUACGUUGGAAUAAAAGGGUGUUACGGUCUCAGACCGUGGAAGGAAUUGUUGUAAAGGCCAAUUUUUGAUCGAGUUGGUAGCUGUAUCUAUAUUAUUGUUAUUAUCGAAAAAUUGGAACGAUUAAAAUUAAACGAGAAAUAAAAAAAUAUAAAAGUGAUUUUUCGGCCUUGCGAAAUUGAUAAAUUAUAGAGUAAGAUAUAUUAGUUGACUACGUCGCGCGGUGUGAUGGAAUUAACUGACAGUUAGUAUUGCUGCCUCUCUGAUCAAGGCAAUUUGCUUAGUCGGUUAGUCUUAUUUAUUCUUUUUACUUUUUAAUACGUUCAGAAAAUAAAAGCAUUUAAUUACGUAAUAUCAAGUUUAAUGCCCUAACAUGCAAAGAAUAUGAAUUUCUACCACUAUUCUUUUUUGUAUAUUUUUUAUACAUUGCAAGACUGGAAGCAUUUAACUGCUUCCGCCAUAGACUAACAGACUAAAAGUUGGCGGCAAAUACUAAAAUGUCAGUUUUCGUAAAUUCAGUUAAUUACAUUAAUUUACGGGUAUACAAUAUUAUGUAGACAUAUUCUAAAUAAACUAUUAAAAUGCUGUUAGUCGAAUAGAUUAUUAGAAUAUCAGAAAAAUAGAAAUUGAACUGAAAAUACCUAAUAAUCGCUCUAAGAAAAUUCUGGAACAAAUUAAAUGAAUUAUGGUGGACAUUGAUUACACAUGUUUCAUUAUUGAACAAUAUAACAUUACAAAUUACAAUUCAGUGACAAUCUAGUCGUAUAGGUACUAUAAUUUUAUUAUAACUUUUGUGAGACAUACUAAAUUAAUUAUUAUGUUAUUGGCUUACUCACGUAACUGGUUGACGAGGAACUCGACUAGUUUCAAGCCAUUCUAGGGGCUCAUAUUCAUGAGCUGCAUUCCGUGACACAAGGCGCGGCGAUUGUCGCGCUGCUACUCACGAAUAGGUAUGCUGAGUGAAUAAGCUGAUAACAUAAUAAUGAAUUCGUAUAGGUACUGUUAUUGUAUAUUUUCUCUAUUUAAUUCUUAUUGUAUAAACGUUUCCCACUAUUAUUCUAUUUACUUAAUCUUUCAGUAUAAUAUUCUUAUGUAUUCCAUGACAUUGUGUAUUUUUGUAUGUAAUAAAGUUAUUUAUUGUUUGUUUAAAUAUUUCAAAUUGUUGAAAUGGGAUCAAUCAUACUUAUUUCGAUUGUUCUAAGAAAAUUUUAAAUUUUAUUGUACCUAUCUGUUAAAAUUAAAAUUAAAUUUUAAACUGUUUAGAAAUAAGAAUGUUUAAAUAAAACUAUGUAUAUGAAACAAAUCUCUAGUUAAGAAUUCUAAUUUCUUCCUAUGGAGAAAAUAGUGGAAUGUAAGUAUUGGAAAAAGUAUAGAGAAAUUCCUAGCUUAGGGAACAAAUUAUGGACAUGUAUACAACAUUGUUGUUUAUGGUCGUCCUGUGAACUUAGGAAAGUCAGUAAGGCAAAGGAAACAGCAUUUUGUGCCUCUAUGUCUUCCCUGAUUCUAUUAUUACCUACUCUAUGGCUCUAGCUCAUCCCCAAUAUACCUACUAGUUCAAUCUCAGCAUAUUCAAUUUCAAUAUAUAAUAUAGUUCAUCAGCUUUCGAGCAAUUGAAACAAUGGUAAAGUAGGCUGCCCGACCUCGCGUCGCCGCGUCUGCGCACGCUGCUCAUGAUUAAGAGUCCCUCUGUGACUCGAAACUAGUAGAGCUUCUCUCAAAAUAUUUACGUGAGUAAACCGUUGUUUUUAGUUAAUAUCUAUACUACAUUCAUCUCUUACUAAAUGUCAUUCCAUUAAAAAUAUAUCUACUAUGAAUACAGUGUCGUUAGAGGACCAACUUCCUAUAAUUUCACAUCUUUUAAUCUUAAAUUAUACUUGUUAAGCUAUCAUAGGCCAAAGAAUUUCCUCAUACUGUAUAUUAUAAGUAGCAUAAGUAAUUGUAAUAUUUGAUUUCAAAUCAAUUAAGGACUCUUUUACGUCAAUAUUAAAUUUGAAAAUUAUUUCAUCUGCACCUGUGUGUAAAUAUUUAUAAAUGCUGUAUUAAUUCAAUUAUAAUUAUUGGAAUAUAUUUAAUAAUAGAUUCUUUUAGGUGCCUAAGUACAUUAAUGUUAUAUUCUAGUCAAUUUCAUUCAAAUUAUGUUAAUUUCAAUAAUAUCAUAGUUGCUGGAACUCAGCGACCUUAUUAUAAAGCCUUAAAAGGUAUUUUGAGGACUUGUGUAAGUCAUAUUUAACCUUCUAGUUAAAUUUGAGAUAGAUAUAAAGAAUACAGUGAGAGUAAAUAAUAAGUGUUUGAAACGUUUAUUGAAUGGAAUGUUGAUAUUUACAUUUAUCGAAAAUGGAAUAUUGGUGAAUAUCGGAAUUGCACUUUAUUAAAAAUUCAGAAUAAUUAAAUUAUUCAUAAAAUUAUUCGAAUAUGAAUAUGAAAACGUAGUAAAAACAUUUUAAUUAUUAUUAUUAAAAUUAUAUCAUAAACGAAAAUUUAAAUUAUUAAGUUCUUGUAUUGUGAUAUGAAAAUAUAUGUAUUAAUCAAUAUUUGGCCUAUAUUAUUAUUAUAUAAAUUGAAAAUUCUCUUUUGAAAAUUUUAUUAGAAUUAGAAUGUUGCUGGCUGGUCCUACGUAGUAGUGACUAAAGUUUAUUAAUUAUAAAUUAUAGGUGUUUUAUGUUGUAAAUUCAUUUUAAUUAGCACUAUUAGCACUUUUUGUCUGAAUAAGGCACAUUGGACGAAGAAGCACUACAUGUAAUUAUGAAAUUUAUUCAAUUGCAUACAGUAUCGGACUUAGCCGUAAGAACUUGGGAAGUAAAGCAUAUAUUCUAAACUCAUUAUAUUGAACAUAUAUUAGACUCUGCUCUGUACAAUUAAAUUUGGUAGCAAAUUGUAACAUGCAGUACUUAAUGUCAGAGAAGUUUCAUAAUUUUCUAGUAAGUAUAGUGAAACACAUUGUAUCCAAAGAUUUAUUUAUUGUUUAAAGUACAAUAACUAAAUUAUAACAUUUAAAACA
Spodoptera frugiperda (fall armyworm) is the source of this 6998-nucleotide messenger RNA. It is a transcript of the gene norpA, whose product is annotated as 1-phosphatidylinositol 4,5-bisphosphate phosphodiesterase. Lineage: Eukaryota; Metazoa; Arthropoda; Insecta; Lepidoptera; Noctuidae. The transcript is spliced from 22 exons. The coding region runs from base 389 to 3613 and encodes 1074 amino acids. Gene Ontology annotation, biological process: lipid metabolic process; phosphatidylinositol-mediated signaling. Gene Ontology annotation, molecular function: phosphatidylinositol-4,5-bisphosphate phospholipase C activity; calcium ion binding. The record is from RefSeq and is a predicted model, not a curated record.